AUGAAGACAGGUGAUGGCGUCAACGACGCUCCGGCCCUAAAGAAGGCCGAAAUCGGUAUCGCAAUGGGAAGUGGAACUGCCGUGGCCAAGUCUGCUUCCGAAAUGGUGUUGGCCGAUGACAACUUCAGUACCAUCGUCUCGGCAGUAGAAGAAGGUCGCGCUAUCUACAGCAACAUGAAACAGUUCAUCCGGUACCUGAUCUCAUCAAACGUUGGAGAGGGUAAGUGUGACAAAAAACUUUGCGCCUUGUAA
Protopolystoma xenopodis is the source of this 252-nucleotide messenger RNA. The record is from the annotation of a GenBank genome assembly. Lineage: Eukaryota; Metazoa; Platyhelminthes; Monogenea; Polystomatidea; Polystomatidae.